UGGAAGUGUCUGUCCAUAUCGAUUAAUUGUAUUAAUUCUUACUAACUUGUUCUUCUGAUUAUUUGGUCCUCUUCCCCGCAGCAAACAAUAGUUCGCUUCUUAUUUGUGGCGUGUCUCAAGCCACAUACCAUCCGAAACCUCCACCAGCUCGAACCUCUGGAAGUGAUGUCAUGCGGUUGGAGGCUGAUGAAGACAUACUUGUAGUGACUUCAACCUUCGCUGCGUCAUUCAAGCUUACAAGUCUUCGUAAAAUAUACACCAACUGAACCAUCUAAAAUCAAAUUCCUUCACGUAUUCUGCUCGUACUAUCAAGAUGUCUACUAGAAAUCCAACUCACGGACAGAAGGUGAGGCUCUCUUUCCUGUUCUUUUGAUUGUUAACGCUCCAGAUGGACUUGGUUAUUUAGCUGGAACAAACCAAAGCAAAAAGCACAAGGUGCUAACAGCAAGAUUAGGUCACUGACCCGAAUGCUCCGGUCAUCAAAGAAGGAGCAGGAGCUGUCGUCUCAGACUCACUCGCCGCAGAAUCCGCCCGCGCAGGCGGUGGAUUCGCCUCCAAUCGAGAUACCGACCCAUUUGGAGCCAAAGGCUCCAACUCUAUAUUCACAAACAGGGAUACCUCCUCCGCAACUCGCCUCGACCCAGCUGUGGACGCCGAAGCCAGAGAGGCAGAAUCCGACUGGGCGGAAGAGAAGAAACUUGGUGCUUCCGGUGGACAGAGAGGCAGUGCGCGCACUGCGCCGAGUUACGUCUCUAGCCAGUUCGUGGAUUCAAAGGGUCCCAAGGGAGAGAAUCUGACGGAGGGUUUCGAGGGAGGAGCGGGCAACAAUGCUAGCUUCAACGGCGAUAUUGGUGGACGAAACGAUCCUGGACGCAAGGCUUUAGAUAAGAUUGUGAAGGACAAUGCGGAUGCAAGUGAGAUGGCGGGAAUGCCUAAGCAGAUGGGUGAUAUUGGUGACAAUGACUUUACUGCUUUGGGUCGUAAUACUCCUGCUUAGAGCGUGGCGUUUCAUGUUGCGUAUGCCAAAUAGUCAGCCCAAUUGAAUGCUUUUGAC
Hymenoscyphus albidus is the source of this 1054-nucleotide messenger RNA. The record is from the annotation of a GenBank genome assembly. NCBI's taxonomy places the organism in Eukaryota, Fungi, Ascomycota, Leotiomycetes, Helotiales, Helotiaceae.